Parasteatoda tepidariorum (common house spider) is the source of this 533-nucleotide messenger RNA. The record is from RefSeq and is a predicted model, not a curated record. NCBI's taxonomy places the organism in Eukaryota, Metazoa, Arthropoda, Arachnida, Araneae, Theridiidae.
GAGUUGAAUAAUUAAAUAAUUACAGCAUGUUUCAUAAAAACAAAUUAAUGAAAUCUUUGUUCAGGCAGUAAUUCUGCUUAAUUUUAGGUGAUGUAAUCGACUUCAGGGCUAGAAACGUUGCCAUUUUCCCCACACUUAAACGAAGAGGAAAAAGAGCGUCCCUUUUUGGCGUGCGCGAUAAGUCGACUUACCACGAUAAACCUUUAAUACUUUCCUAAUUAACGAUGAAAAAUUGUCCAGUAACGGAAUAACAACAUAAAUUUACGUUUAUGUUUCAGGUGAAUCUUAAUUUCUUAUCUCAGCUCCAAGAAGUAGAACAUUCUCUCCAAAGUGUAUCAUGCAAAGCUGUUAUAUCAUGUGACAAACAUAGGAAGCAAGACUACUACGAGAUCUUUAACAGAAUUAUUCCUGAUUUAUCAACGCAGAAUCCUAAAAAUCUCCGAAGUGAAAAAUUGCCUGACUUAAAUUCUAUUAUCAUAAUUUCUGAUGAUCAUAAGAAGUAAGAAAUUCGUUAUUAUUCUCUCUCUCUCUCU